AUGAUUGCAGCAGUGAAAUCAAUCUUUAGUCAGACGGAGGCAACGGAGGCGACUAAGAGCCUCAUCCGACACCAAGUGUCGUCACUGCUAAUGCCCCACAGGCCGCGGGAAGUGCUUUCCAAGGUCGAACGUGAUGCGCUUAGAGAACUCAAGGCCGACAAAGACCUGGUCAUCGUGCCAGCGGACAAGGGGCGCUGCACGCUUGUACUGGACAGGACAGACUACUUUAAACAAGCCAAUGAGUUACUGCAGGACCGACAGUUCUAUGCCCCAUGCGCAAUGAACCCUGUAAAAGCGCUGACACGCGAAAUUAAUGCCACGUUGGUGGCCUUGGAGAACUCAGGUGCAAUAACACCGACCGACAGACGCAUGGCGAGACCCCAAGAUACGGCUUUGGCCCGAUUCUAUGACCUCCCUAAGGUGCACAAAGACGGUGAUCCUCUCCAACCCAUCAUGUCGCUCAAAGGUACUCCAACGUACGGACUGGCUAAGUGGCUGUUCCGGCGUCUCAAGUUCCUGACGGCUGAGUCAGACACCCCGGUCUCUUCGUCAGCACAAUUCCUGGAGAAACUCAAAGGGAUAAGCCUCCAUCCAAAUGAGGUCAUGGUAUCUUUUGAUGUUACAUCCCUUUUUACUUCUAUUACCCAGGACCUGGCGAUCGAGACAAUCGAGCUGCUUCUACAAAGCAAAUACGAUGAAACGGAGAAUCGUCAUGGACACGCCCAAGUCCUUCAGUUCCUGAAGUUCUUUCUCAGGACGUGCUUCACAUUCGAUGGGAUAAUCUACGAACAGGUGAAGGGCACACCAAUGGAUUCGCCGAUUUCGGGGUUCAUCUCCGAGGUGGUCCUGGAACGGUUAGAGUCGCUGGUCUUCCAGCACAACUGA
Spirometra erinaceieuropaei is the source of this 885-nucleotide messenger RNA. Lineage: Eukaryota; Metazoa; Platyhelminthes; Cestoda; Diphyllobothriidea; Diphyllobothriidae. The record is from the annotation of a GenBank genome assembly.